GUUUAAUCCCUAGGACUUAGCAUCAUAUUGUGCACAUAAAAAUUAUUUAAAAGUAUAGAACUCAAAAAAGGUGCAAAGAUCCAAUAUGGCGCCGACAAGAAAGAAUGAAGUUGAUGAUUCAGCACAAGAGGUGAAACUUUAUAUUGGAAUCCAAAUUACGCCACCUUGUGGAGGAGAAAGAGUUAGCGUAUUUUGGAAUACCGUCAGGAAAAAAUAAAAACUGUUUUGGGC
Molecule: messenger RNA, 231 nt
Organism: Acanthoscelides obtectus
Lineage: Eukaryota; Metazoa; Arthropoda; Insecta; Coleoptera; Chrysomelidae
Source: the annotation of a GenBank genome assembly